GGGGACGACAUUAUCGGCGUCGGGGGGGACGGAGGACGUUGCGGGGGCGGAGGCGGCUGUGGUGGCCUUCCGCUGGUCGAACUUCGAGAGGAGCGAAUCCGCGGACUCGGACUCCGAGAUUCCUUCUUCACUAUCACCCUCCUCAGGCUCAGGCUCUGGCGCAGGGUCUGGAGGGAGAUCUCCUCGCGCUUGAUCGGCGACAGUUUGAGGGAGGUGGGAGGUAGGGGAGACAGGGCGAGAGUGCCGCGAGGCCGAUCGAGAUGCGAGAGUACUUCGGGGUCCGAGCGGGUGUUGCGCUCGUCGGAUCGCUUUGUAGCGAGGGUAAUCCUCCUCGAUCGAUCGGGGUGUCCGAUUUGGGCACGGCUGCUGCUCGCAACGGUAGAGGACAGUCUCAGGGCCGUCUGGGAUGUAGACGUCGAUGAGGUCCUGGGAGUCGAAUGCGUGGAUCUGGCCUUGGCAGGCAGCCACGAUGGAUGGGGGGAGGACGGGAAGGUGCGCGUACUACGAAAGGCCGGUGCGCACCACCCGACCUAUGGGAAAGGAAAGUCAUGCCGACGCGGCCCCGGGGGCCGGUGA
Postia placenta MAD-698-R-SB12 is the source of this 576-nucleotide messenger RNA. RefSeq lists its product as hypothetical. The annotation marks the transcript as partial. The transcript has 4 exons. NCBI's taxonomy places the organism in Eukaryota, Fungi, Basidiomycota, Agaricomycetes, Polyporales, Adustoporiaceae. The record is from RefSeq and is a predicted model, not a curated record.